AGAUGAAGAUGACGUUUUCAGUUUUGGAUGAACUAUCCAUUUAAGGCCACUGCAGGUUGGCUUUACUUAAUGGAUUGGAUGGCUGCAGUUGCACAGGUAGUUCAGGGAGGCUCUCCCAAAUGACCUCCCAUGUACACAAGAAGCAAAAGACUGAGGAUCCUGAUGAAGAAGAGUCAGCAUCCGAGUCUGAAGUACAAGUUGGCACAAGUGCGGAGACUGAGAAGAACCCCAAAGCCAAGAAGAACCGCUGCUUUAUCUGCCGCAAGAAAGUUGGUCUGAUAGGCUUUGACUGCAGAUGUGGAAAUCUAUUCUGCAGCAUACACAGAUACUCAGACGGACACAACUGCCCCUUUGACUACAAAGCUGAUGCUGUAGAGAGGUUGAAGAAGGAAAACCCUCUCGUAGCUGGAGAGAAGAUCAAGAAGAUCUGA
Pleuronectes platessa (European plaice) is the source of this 431-nucleotide messenger RNA. RefSeq names its product zinc finger, AN1-type domain 6 (gene zfand6). The coding region runs from base 120 to 431 and encodes 103 amino acids. Gene Ontology annotation, molecular function: zinc ion binding. Lineage: Eukaryota; Metazoa; Chordata; Actinopteri; Pleuronectiformes; Pleuronectidae. The transcript is spliced from 4 exons. The record is from RefSeq and is a predicted model, not a curated record.